Messenger RNA from Triplophysa rosa, 4371 nucleotides. It is a transcript of the gene msh6, whose product is annotated as mutS homolog 6 (E. coli). Lineage: Eukaryota; Metazoa; Chordata; Actinopteri; Cypriniformes; Nemacheilidae. The record is from RefSeq and is a predicted model, not a curated record. Gene Ontology annotation, molecular function: ATP-dependent DNA damage sensor activity; mismatched DNA binding; ATP binding. Gene Ontology annotation, biological process: mismatch repair. The coding region runs from base 133 to 4245 and encodes 1370 amino acids. The transcript has 10 exons. Gene Ontology annotation, cellular component: MutSalpha complex; nucleus.
UCUUCCCGUUCCGUACUAUGGUGGCGUUUUCCCGCGAACCCGUUGCUUCGCUCGGGACAUGCCUGAGCUGCUGGAAAGAAUACAUGAAUUGUUCAUUCUGAUCGAUUAAAACCAUCUACUUCACGACAAAACAUGGCGAAGCAAAGUUCCCUUUUCAAUUUCUUCACAAAGUCGCCGCCGCCCGUGGCAAAGGCCAAAUCAAACCCGUCACCGGUGGAGGCAGAUGUACCUUCAGACAAAUCCAACACGUCUCCUAAAGAAGAGGCGAAAGUCCGCAAGAAAACUACAUCAAAACCAGUGAAAGCUCAAGUGAAGACUGGUCAUGCGAAGCUCUUUGGAGAGAAAGCUGUUGCUGCAAAACAGAGUUCUUCAUCCAUGUUUAGUGCUGGUAAUCUGGUAUGGGCAAAGAUGGAGGGGCAUCCCUGGUGGCCCUGUAUGGUUCUGCCUCAACCUCUCACCGGACAGCAGAUGAGGGGCCGCGGCCGAGAUCAAAGACUUCACGUGCACUUCUUCGAUGAGCCUCCCACGCGUGGAUGGGUUAACACAAAGUACAUAAGGGAGUAUCAAGGUUCUGAUAGCGCAGAUGCCAAAUCAGGCGGCGUGUUUUUCAGUGGUAAACCUGUGAUACGUAAGGCAAUGGAGCUGGCAGACCUCGCGAUGAAGGACAAUACAGAACAGAGACUGAAGAUGCCAAUGUGUAUGGAUCCCUCAGAUGAAGAAGAGGGGGAUGCAGAGGAUAUGGAGCUUGACAAAUCAACCCUAUCAGAUGAGGAAAUGUCUGAGGAAGAGGCCCAAAAAAGGGUAAAGACCAGCCGGCGUCCAUCUCGCGCUGUAGCCGAGAAAGGUCAGAAGUCCAAGCGGCGACGCAUCGCAGUGGCAUCUGACAGCGAGGACUCUGGUGAAGAGUUCAAACCGGAUCAAGCAACAGUUAGCAGUGAUGAGGAUGAAGAGGAUGUUGUGAGCAGUGAGGGUGAGGAAGAAGAAGGGAGCGAGCCUGAGAUCGAACCAGACAGCCCUGUGAAACCAGUGAAGCGCAAACGCUCUGAAAAACCUACAAAAGCAAAGACCAAAUCAUCUCCCUCAAACACCCCAAAACCAGCUCCAGCAAAACCAGCCACUCCAUCUCUGGGCUCUGACAACAAGUCACGGCUUUCUGCUUUCUCCGCCCCGGACAACUUCGAGAGCAGCGGUACGGGCGGACUGGAUGGAGGUUCCACCGUAUGGGACCACGAGAAACUGGAGUGGCUUCAGGACGGCAACCGAAAAGAUGCCCGGCGGAGACGCCAGUCUGACAAAAACUACGACCCUGCGACUCUGUACGUGCCCGAGGAUUUUCUGAACAGGACGACGCCUGGAAUGCGCCGCUGGUGGCAGCUGAAGAGUGAAACGUUUGAUACGGUUCUGUUCUAUAAAGUUGGCAAGUUCUACGAGCUCUACCACAUGGAUGCUGUGAUCGGCGUCAACGAAAUGGGUCUCACCUUCAUGAAGGGUACCUGGGCCCAUUCCGGCUUCCCUGAGAUCGGCUUCGGUCGUUUCUCAGACGUACUCGUUCAAAAGGGCUACAAAGUGGCUCGCGUGGAACAGACCGAGACACCAGAUAUGAUGGAAGCGAGAUGCAAGGCCAUGACGCGUCCCACCAAGUUUGACCGCGUGGUCAAGCGAGAGGUUUGUCGAAUCAUCACGCGGGGCACUCAGACUUACAGCGUGCUCGACGGCGCCCCUUCAGGAACGCAAAGCAAGUAUCUGCUCAGCAUUAAAGAAAAGAGCGAGGAGGACAGCGCAGGUCACGGCCACAUCUACGGGGUGUGUUUUGUGGAUACCUCUGUGGGACACUUCCACGUUGGACAGUUCCAAGACGACCGACACUGUUCUCGUCUGCGUACCCUGGUGGCACAUUAUUCCCCUGCCCAGGUUCUGUUUGAGAAGGGCAACCCGUCUGCUGAGACGCUUAAAAUCUUUAAAGUCGUUUUGUCAUCUGCUCUGCAGGAGGGACUCAAUGCCGGUUCUCAGUUUUGGGACGCCCAGAAGACCCUCAAGGUGUUUGCUGAGGAAGACUACUUUAAAGAAAGCACCGGCAACAAUGUCGGAGGAUCAGUGCUUCCUCCAACUCUGAAGUCGAUGAUGUCUGAAAGCGACUCUUUAGGUCUCACUCCAAAGAAGGGGUACGAACUAGCUCUCUCUGCACUUGGCGGCUGCAUCUUCUACCUGAAGAAGUGUCUUGUGGACCAGGAGCUUGUCUCCAUGGGCAACUUUGAGGAUUAUGUUCCUGUGGAUGUUGAGAUGGAGCAAGCAGGUGGGGCAUCAUGUUUUUUUGCAAAGACCCGUCAACGCAUGGUGCUGGAUGGAGUGACCCUUGCCAACCUUGAGAUCCUUCAGAACAGCUCGACCGGGGGUCCGGAGGGGACCCUGCUUGAACGAUUAGAGACCUGUUGCACUCCCUUUGGCAAACGACUGCUAAAGCAAUGGCUCUGCGCUCCUCUUUGUAAUCCAUCCUCUAUUGCAGAUCGCCUGGACGCUCUUGAGGACCUGAUGGGUGCUCCGUCCCAAUCCACCGAAGUUACAGACCUACUGAAAAAGCUUCCGGAUCUUGAAAGACUACUGAGUAAAAUCCACAGCAUGGGUACUCCUCUGAAAGGACAGGACCAUCCGGACACCCGUGCCAUUUUGUACGAAGAGCUCAUCUACAGCAAACGUAAGAUCGCUGACUUUCUCGCGGCACUCGAGGGAUUCACAGUCAUGAAAGAAGUUGUGUCGGUAAUGGAUCCCGUUGCUGAGGGAUUUCGGUCGAAACUUUUAAGGCAGGUUGUGCUGUUGAAAACCGAACACGAAGAUGGGCUUUUACCUGAUCUUGAUCCGGAGCUCAAACGUUGGGACACUGCUUUCGACCAUCAGAAAGCUCGCACCACCGGCGUGAUAACGCCAAAAGCUGGCUUUGACCCCGAGUAUGACCAGGCGCUUCAUGGAAUAAAAGACUGUGAGAACCAGCUGCAAGAAUACCUGGACAGACAAAAGAAGAGAUUGGGUUGUAAAACGUUGUCGUAUUGGGGAACAGGAAGGAACCGUUACCAGCUGGAAGUUCCCGACAGUGUUUCUGAGAGAAGCCUUCCAGAGGAAUACGAAGUGAGAUCUACUAAGAAGGGAUGGAAGCGCUACUCCACCAAAGACAUCGAGCGGCUGUUUUCAGAUCUACAGAGCUGGGAGGAUAAAAGAGAUGCUGCGAUGAAGGACUGCAUGAGACGACUCUUCUACAAUUUUGACAAGAAUUACAAAGACUGGCAAACCGCUGUGGAGUGCAUGGCUGUUCUUGAUGUGUUGCUGAGCAUGUCCCGGUACAGUCAGAGCAGUGAUGGACCCAUGGUCAGGCCAGAGAUGGUUCUUCCAGGAGACGGGUGUCAGCCUUCUCCUUUCCUGGAUCUGAGAGGUUCUCGUCACCCGUGUGUCACCAAGACCUUCUUUGGCGAUGACUUCAUCCCCAAUGACGUCUUCAUCGGUUGCCCUGGUGACAUUGAGGAAGAGGGUCAAGAUAACAUGAAGGCAAAUGCACCUUGUGUUCUAGUCACUGGGCCAAACAUGGGAGGCAAGUCCACACUGAUGAGACAGUGCGGUCUGGUGGUGAUUUUGGCUCAGUUGGGCUGUUAUGUUCCUGCUGACAGUUUGCGUCUCACACCGGUGGACAGAGUCUUCACUCGUCUUGGUGCUUCUGAUCGCAUCAUGUCCGGUGAGAGUACCUUCUUUGUGGAGCUCAGCGAGACGGCCAGCAUAUUACUACACGCAACCAAUCAUUCUCUCGUCCUCCUUGAUGAACUGGGCAGAGGCACGGCCACGUAUGACGGCACAGCCAUCGCCAGCGCAGUGGUGAAGGAGCUGUCGGAGAAGAUCUGUUGCCGUACCCUGUUCUCCACACACUACCACUCGCUGGUGGAGGAUCACACCCAGAAUCCUGCCGUCAGGCUCGGACACAUGGCCUGUAUGGUGGAAAACGAAUGCGAGGACCCCAGUCAGGAGACCAUCACCUUCCUGUACAAGUUCAUUGGUGGCGCGUGUCCCAAAAGUUAUGGAUUCAAUGCAGCUCGCUUGGCAAAUAUUCCAGAGGAGGUUAUCCAGUCCGGCCAUAAAAAGGCUCGAGAGUUUGAGAGGAGCACGGUGUCUCUCAGGAUAUUCAAGAAAUUCUGGUCAUAUGCUGAAGAUGCGGCAGCUGCUCGUGAAGAGUUCAACAAACUGUUUCAAAAGAUCUACAGUCUGUAAUCAAAAUAGCAUUCACCCGUUCACAUUUCCAUGAGUUUUUGUAUGUUGGUUUGUUUUACUUUGCCCAUCUAGAAAACAAUACUCACUACUAAAAUGAUCUAAUAAAGUUUAUUUUCAAAAAUGUAA